Messenger RNA from Vicia faba (fava bean), 696 nucleotides. NCBI's taxonomy places the organism in Eukaryota, Viridiplantae, Streptophyta, Magnoliopsida, Fabales, Fabaceae. The record is from the annotation of a GenBank genome assembly.
AUGGUUUCUUCUAACACCUUGUCUCUUUCUCUAACCUUGUUCCUUUCUUUCUCUUCUUUCUUCUCUCCCUCACAGUCUCACAACAAGGAGGACCUUCUAUCUAUUGUUGACCUUAAACUUGUUCCUUGGGGUAAUGCUAAACUCAGAGAUAACUCUACUAUUGUUUGUCAGCAUGGUGAAGAUGAGUGCUUGUUAGAUACGGUUGAAGGGUGUGCUAUUGAUACCUGGCCUCAACCGGACAAGCAUUUUCCUUUCAUCUAUUGUGUUGAGGAUCUGGCGCAUCAGGGUAGGCGCAAAGAGUGGGAAUCUUGUUAUGAGAAACUGGGUCUGCUGGAUUCAUCAACUGUCAAUGAUUGUUAUCAAAGUGAGCAUGGAAAAGAGUUGCAUCUAAAGCAUGCAGAUGAAACAAAUGCUCUACAGCCUCCUCACACUUACGUUCCAUGGGUAGUUGUCGAUGGAGAACCACUCUACGAUGAUUAUAGAUACUUCAUAAGUUAUAUAUGUAAGGCUUAUAAAGGCACUGAUGCACCUAAAAGCUGUUCCCAAACAUCAUACAUUACUAGUACUGUUAGAGAAGUAGAAGCAAAGGCAAAUGAUUCAUUUUGUCUCAUGGAAAAAGUGAUACCAACAUGGAAUAAAAUAAGGUCAACCAUUGGCUCAUGGAUGAACCACAAGAAUCUUGCAGGUGCAAUUUAA